GGGUUCGGGAAGCGUGUCUGCGGAAUUGCAGCACUUUUUUUUAUUGAAAAAAAAAAAGGCCCGGCACACGUGAGGUAGGGGGCGUAUCUGCCCCGGUUAUAGACGUGCGUGCGAAGUUGCCCCGGACUCGUUUGGAGAACUUGGCGUCUUUCUGUCCUGUCGGUGCCCGGAGUCCCUCGCCGUGUCUGAAGUACAGAGGCUGCGCUCUGAUAUGGCGUCUGAAACAGAGCUGCCGCCGCUGGGCCAGAAGCUGAGCGAGGGCAAGACGAAGCAGAUCUACGAGCUGCCCGACCUGCCGGGCCAUGUGCUGGUGCAGUCCAAGGACCAGAUCACCGCCGGCAACGCCGCCAGGAAGGACCAGCUGCAGGGCAAGGCGGCGCUGGCCAACGGGACGACCUGCUGCGUGUUCCGGCUGCUCCAGGAGGCGGGGGUCCGGACGGCCUUCGUGAGGCAGCACUCGGACACGGCCUUCGUGGCGGCCCGCUGCGAGAUGGUCCCCAUCGAGUGGGUGUGCCGGCGCGUCGCCACGGGCUCCUUCCUCAAGAGGAACCCGGGGGUCAGCGAGGGCUACAGGUUCGCCCCGCCCAAGCUGGAGCUCUUCUUCAAGGACGACGCCAACAACGACCCGCAGUGGUCCGAGGAGCAGCUGCAGGAGGCCCGGUUCUGCUUCGCGGGCCUCGGCGUCGGCCGCUGCGAGAUCGACAUCAUGAGCCGCACGACCGUCGCCAUCUUCGAGAUCCUGGAGCGGGCCUGGGACACGCAGGGCUGCACCCUGGUCGACAUGAAGGUGGAGUUCGGCGUCAACGUGACGACCAAGGAGAUCGUGCUGGCUGAUGUCAUCGACAAUGACUCGUGGAGGCUGUGGCCCUCGGGGGACCGCAGCCAGCAGAAGGACAAGCAGGUGUACAGAGAUCUGAAAGAAGUCACCCCUGAAGCAAUGCAGAUGGUGAAGAGAAACUUCGAAUGGGUUUCUGAAAGAGUCAAGCUGCUGCCGGAGAGCCGCGCCGGCGGCCGGGUGGUGGUUCUGAUGGGCUCCACCUCCGACAUGGCCCACUGCACCAAGAUCCGGAAGGCCUGCGAGGGCUACGGGGUCCCCUGCCUCCUGAGGGUCACCUCCGCUCACAAGGGCCCCGACGAGACCCUGCGCAUCAAGGCCGAGUACGAAGGUGACGGCGUGCCCACCGUGUUCGUGGCUGUGGCCGGCCGGAGCAAUGGCCUGGGCCCCGUCAUGUCGGGGAACACCGCCUACCCGGUCAUCAACUGCCCGCCGGUCAGCCCCGACUGGGGCGCCCAGGACAUCUGGUCGUCUCUCAGGAUGCCGAGCGGUCUAGGCUGCAGCACGGUCCUCUCGCCUGAUGGAGCCGCGCAGUUCGCCGCUCAGAUCUUUGGCCUGACGGACCACCUGGUUUGGGCUAAACUGCGCGCCUCCAUGUUGAACACCUGGGUCUCCCUGAAACUGGCCGACAAGAAGCUGCAGGAGUGCUCCCUUUAAAAACGAGGUCCUCCAGAAGUUUCUAUCUUACAGCACUUGAGUCUCCGUCAGCCUCACAAAUACUACUGGAUACCAUUCCAAAAUUAAAGCAUUUGUUUUCAAACAAAA
This is a messenger RNA of Lepisosteus oculatus (spotted gar), 1600 nucleotides long. It is a transcript of the gene paics, whose product is annotated as phosphoribosylaminoimidazole carboxylase, phosphoribosylaminoimidazole succinocarboxamide synthetase. Gene Ontology annotation, molecular function: phosphoribosylaminoimidazolesuccinocarboxamide synthase activity. NCBI's taxonomy places the organism in Eukaryota, Metazoa, Chordata, Actinopteri, Semionotiformes, Lepisosteidae. The record is from RefSeq and is a predicted model, not a curated record. Gene Ontology annotation, biological process: 'de novo' IMP biosynthetic process. Gene Ontology annotation, cellular component: cytosol.